CAGGAGAGGGACACAUUCUGUAGUCUCCUGUUAGUAUAAGAAACUCUAAUAGCUCGAAUGUUUGUUUUUAUCAGUUUUUGCGAUACCGUACGUCAGAUCCGAUACAUCAUAUCCUGUUUGGGAACGAAGCCUUCUGGAUGGAUGGAUCCCGCUCUGCAGUCUCUUGAAACGUUUGACCCUCCUCCCGGCGCAAAUAUUCAUAAAAUCUGACUUUUUGUGUGCCUGCAGAUGACGUUUAUCAAGACGCGUCUUUUUCCGGUAUGGACGGUGCAGCAGUAAACGAUAGUAAAGGAGUGAACGGGGCCCGGACAGCAGCUGACGCAGUUCCUGCUGCUCAGGUGUCCGUGUGCGGCUGUUGGCUGAAGCGCGUCCGAGCGUCUGUGUCCCCGGAGCACCGAAAUGAGAUAAAAGAGCUUCUUAAGCUGGCCGGACCAGGGGUCAUUUCCCAGUUGAUGGUGUUCAUGAUCAGUACUGUCAGCAUGAUAUUCUGCGGUCACCUGGGCAAAACAGAACUAGCAGGGGUUUCUUUAGCAGCUGCGGUGGUUAACAUCACAGGUAUUUCCAUUGGCACUGGUUUGUCAUCAACUUGUGAUACUCUCAUCUCUCAGACGUAUGGGAGCGGUAACUUGAAGCGUGUGGGUGUGAUUCUCCAGAGGGGGAUUCUGAUUCUGCUGCUGGCCUGUUUCCCCUGCUGGGCCAUCCUCAUCAACACUGAACCCCUCCUACUCGCCAUCAAGCAGAGCCCAGAGGUCGCCAGUCUCUGCCAGCUGUAUGUAAAGAUCUUCAUGCCUGGUCUGCCGGCAGCUUUUAUGUACCAGCUACAAGUGAAGUAUCUUCAAAAUCAGGGAAUCAUGUGGCCACAGGUCGUAACUGGUGCGGCUGGAAAUGUCUUCAAUGCAGCCAUCAACUUCAUCUUCCUUUAUUCUCUGGACCUGGGGGUGGCUGGAUCUGCUGCAGCCAAUGCUAUCUCACAGUACCUGCUGGCUUUGUUUCUCUACCUUUACAUCUGCUGGAGGGGUCUGCACAAGGCCACGUGGGCAGGAUGGUCACUCGACUGUCUGCAGGAGUGGGGACCCUUCCUCAGACUGGCCAUCCCCAGCAUGCUCAUGAUUUGCCUGUCAUGGUGGAUAUUUGAGAUAGGAGGAUUCCUGGCUGGUGUCAUAAAUGAGGUUGAGUUGGGAGCUCAGUCCAUGGUGUACCAGCUGUGCAUUAUAGCUUACAUGUUCCCACUAGGGUUCUCUGCUGCGGCCAGUGUACGGGUGGGGAACGCUCUUGGUGCAGGAAACAUAGAGCAGGCCAAGCUGUCUUGCAAGGUCCCCAUCGUUUGUGCCUUCAGUGUUGCAUGUGUUGUUGGAGGCAGUCUCAGCAUUGCCAGAAACGUCAUUGGAUAUGUUUUCACCUCAGAGCAAGAGAUUAUUCAGCGAUGUGCUGACGUCAUGCCCCUGUUUGGUUUCAUGCAUGUUUGUGAUGCCGUCAUGGGUGUGGCUGCAGGUGCUCUCAGAGGAGCAGGAAAACAGAUGGUUGGUGUUGUGUGUAACCUGGCAGGGCUCUGCUUCAUUGGCUUCCCCACCGGUGUGUCCCUGAUGUUUGCAGCAAAAAUGGGGAUUAAAGGACUAUGGACAGGAGUUACCGUUGGUGUUUCACUGCAGGCCACUGUUUUUGUCAUAUAUUUGUGCAAACUUGAUUGGAAAAAGGCCGCUGAAGAGGCUCGUGUGAGAGCAGGAGUCCAGAUCACAGAAGAAGAGGAGAUCACUGAGUUGGACCACACAGACUCGAAUCAGAACCCGGCCCAGGUCAGUACCACUCUGUCCAGCUUCGUGAGCUCUGACGAGGGCACAGACCUUGAAGUGUAUGAUUCAGGCCACAGUCCGCUACUGUCCUCUUCUGCUACCACCACAGUGGGAGAUGUUCUGUCAGUAAAGCAGUUGGUUUUACGACGUGGGCUGACAUUGUCGAUCAUGAUCUUCAUCCUCAUCACUGGAAUUGUAACCAGUAACCUGCUGGUUAAACUGUUCAAAUGACUCAUCCUAAAGGUUCAUUAAUAUUUUUUUAAUGUUAACACUGACUGUCGAGGAGCUGCUCAUCAUCUCCAGUUGCUGCCGCACUGCAAACAUUGGACAGCCAGAGCAAGUGACUUCUGAAGAGUCAAGGAGCCAAAGAGAUCCAUUUACAUCUCUCAGCUAGCAGACCAAACCAAAGAUGAAAUCCAUAAGCCAUAAGAACUUUUUGUAGUAGUGUAUCAAUGUUGUUUGUUUGUUUGUUUGAGUUUUGGACUUCUGUUCAGAUAUUCCCCUGGUCAAAUACUUAAUUACGAAUUAAGAUGUGGCCAUAAUGUUAGUUUUACACAUAACAAAAUGAACAAACUUUAUCAACAGAAUGUUAAGAAACAACAGUGUUCUCUGUACUGAAGUUAGUAUGUUAACCAGCCAGCCCUGACAUAUAAUGCAAAGGAUGAGGCACUGUAUAAAACUGGACCAAACCAUUGCAAGUCAACACUUUGACAGCAUGCAAGUGAUGGUGACCUCUGGGCCAGUGAGGUGCCCUGUCGGCUCCCCCCAUUUGUUUUGGUGCAUUCCUCGUAUGCCGUCUGUGGCUGAAGGCCAGUGUGGGAGCGUGACUCUUUUUCUCUUCGUCAUGACUGUUGAAAAUUAAUCCACAUGCGCAAAAGACACAAGACACUGACUCUAAAGUGUCACGUAGUAAGGAUCCUACACAGGUUAUGUAAUGUAAUUAACAUUUUUUAACAAUUUAAGGUCUGUCAGUUGGAUUAUGCUCUGUGGUCUGCACAGGUGACAUAACAGUCUCCCUAUUGUGGAAAUAUUAUUUAGAUAUGCUCAAAUUAGUUCUCUAAAUUAAAGUAUUUUUGGAUGUCUA
This is a messenger RNA of Scatophagus argus, 2874 nucleotides long. Its product is annotated as multidrug and toxin extrusion protein 1-like. Bases 261 to 2021 code for a protein of 586 amino acids. The record is from RefSeq and is a predicted model, not a curated record. NCBI's taxonomy places the organism in Eukaryota, Metazoa, Chordata, Actinopteri, Scatophagidae. Gene Ontology annotation, molecular function: antiporter activity; xenobiotic transmembrane transporter activity. Gene Ontology annotation, cellular component: membrane. Gene Ontology annotation, biological process: xenobiotic detoxification by transmembrane export across the plasma membrane. The transcript is spliced from 16 exons.